UACAAAGGAGCUGGGAUUAGUUGUCCUGUGUUUGAGCCACUGUGCUCAAACCACUUGCACUGGUAGCAAGGGCUUUGAAAAGCCAGAUAAAACCAAGAGUGUGUGUGUGAAGGGAUUAUUGUAGCUCCUGGGUACUCCUCCUUUCUGUUUUUUGUUUGUUUGGGGAUUACUAUGCCUUAAGGGAAGGAACAGUAGCAAAAUAAUAUGCAUUCUCUGCUUCAUCUCUGGCACACUUCUCCUCAGAUUCAAAUAUUCCCCACCUUCAAGAAACACAUAGAAACAAUAGAGAAAAGCAAGUACAGAAUCAUUCAGGUUUAGACUGGAAGGGACCUUAAAGCUCACCCAGUUCCAACCCCUUGCCAUAGGCAGGGACACCUUCCACUAGACCAGGUUGCUCAAAGCACCGUCCAACCUGGCCUUGAACACUGCCAGGGAUGGGGCAGCCACAGCUUCCCUGGGAAAACUGAGCAAACACGUGAGAUGAGAAAUAGCUCCUGGGGUAUGUGCAAACUCCCCAAAUACCACUUUCUUUGCAGAAAAGCAGGGGCUGUGAGUUAUGCGAAAACCUGCAACCUUGGUCAAUGCAAUACGUGUAACUGGCACCAUGCACUCACUCAACAAACGCAUGUGAACAACCCACAGUCAGUUUCUAAAUUCUUCAAAGGGUGAGAGAAAGGCAAAAUCCAUGCAUUCUCUUGCCUACUGUAUCACUUCUGCCUGUAUUUUCCUUGUCUGCAGCCAGUCAGGAGGCAGGAGGGAGGGGCAAAGCCUAUGUAAAGUGUUUGGCAAGGGCCAGCAGCCUCUCCUUGACCACAGUGACUGGGAAGGGACCGCACAUGGCCACCUACCUGGAGCUGCCCACCCGUGCGAGGAUGCCCAUCCUGGGACUGGGGACCUGGCAGUCUCUCCAGGGAGCAGCCAGAGAUGCAGUGAAGUUUGCCAUCGAUGUUGGGUACUGCCACUUUGAUUGUGCUUACCUGUACCAGAACGAGAGUGAGAUCGGGGAUGCAGUACGGGAAAAAAUCAAGGAGGGGGUUGUGAGGCGAGAAGACCUCUUUAUUGUCAGUAAGCUGUGGUCCACCUUCCAUGAGAGAUCCCUGGUGAAGGAGGCAUGCCAGAAGACACUUGCUGCCCUCCAAAUGGAUUAUUUGGAUCUCUACCUGAUGCACUGGCCCAUGGGAUUCAAGGCAGGAGAGGAGCUGUUUCCUACAGAUGGAAAUGGCAUGAUCAUUCCCAGCGAUACAGAUUUUCUGGAUACAUGGGAGGCUAUGGAAGAGCUGGUGGAUGCGGGAAUGGUGAAGGCAAUUGGAGUCUCCAACUUCAACUGCAAACAGAUAGAGCAGCUUCUGAGCAAACCAGGCUUAAGACACAAACCUGCAAAUAAUCAGAUUGAGAGCCACCCCUAUCUUCCUCAGGAAGAGCUGAUCAAGUUUUGCCAGUCCAAAGGCAUCUCUGUCACUGCAUAUUGUCCCCUUGGGGCACCCAACUGGCCAUGGUCCAAGCCUGAGGAUAUUUCCCUUCUUGAUGAUCCUCAAAUUAAGGAAAUUGCACUCAAGUACAACAAAACCCCAGCUCAGGUGCUUAUCCGCCUCCAGAUUCAAAGAAAUGUGAGUGUAAUUCCCAAAUCUGUCACUCCACACCGCAUUGAAGAAAAUUUUAAGCUGGUUUGGACCUUUAUUCGGGUGUUUGACUUUGAAUUGGCUGAAGAGGAGAUAGGAACCUUACUGGCUUUCAAGAAGCGGUAUCGCAUCUGUACGUUAAGCGAAUGCAAAAAUCACAAGGACUAUCCUUUUUUGGGAGAGUAACAUAGGCACCACCAUCAGAUCCUCCAGGCACCAGGACCAUGUAUCAUUAUUUCAAGCAAUUUGUAAUACUUCAUGGGUAUUAAAC
Molecule: messenger RNA, 1890 nt
Organism: Neopsephotus bourkii (Bourke's parrot)
Lineage: Eukaryota; Metazoa; Chordata; Aves; Psittaciformes; Psittacidae
Product: aldo-keto reductase family 1 member B1-like
Exons: 10
Coding region: 837-1805 (322 amino acids)
Cellular component (GO): cytosol
Molecular function (GO): aldose reductase (NADPH) activity
Source: RefSeq, a predicted model, not a curated record